UAGGAGUUUGUUACUUGAUUUUUAUGUAUUUGCAAAUUUUUAAAUUUUUCUUCUGGUAUUCACUCCUAGUUCCAUUCCAUUUUAGUUGUAAAUGAUACUUCGUAUGAUUUUAAUUUUCUUGAAUUGAUUUCUUUGUGGUCCGAUUUGUAAUAUAGUCUCAAGAAUGUUCCAUGUGCGCACCAGGAGCAUGUGCAUUCUGUUGUUGAGAAGACCUUUUCUAAAAGUCUGUUGGAUUUGGUUGAAUCACUCCUUGCUCAAUCCUCUGUCUUCAUUUGGUCUGCCAGGUUGUCCUCUCCAUUAUUAAAGUCUCCUAUCAUUUUGGUGGUGAUCUCUAUUCCUCCCUUUAUUUUUAUUUAUAAUUUUGUUUUUUACACAGACGAACUGUUGCUAUCUUGCCCAGGUUACUCUCAACUCCUGGGCUCAAGCCAUCCUCCUGCCUCAGCCCCCGCCAAGAUGCAGGGAUUACAAGCAGGCGUGAGCCACGACGAACUGUUGCUAUCUUGCCCAGGUUACUCUCAACUCCUGGGCUCAAGCCAUCCUCCUGCCUCAGCCCCCGCCAAGAUGCAGGGAUUACAAGCAGGCGUGAGCCACGACGAACUGUUGCUAUCUUGCCCAGGUUACUCUCAACUCCUGGGCUCAAGCCAUCCUCCUGCCUCAGCCCCCGCCAAGAUGCAGGGAUUACAAGCAGGCGUGAGCCACGACGAACUGUUGCUAUCUUGCCCAGGUUACUCUCAACUCCUGGGCUCAAGCCAUCCUCCUGCCUCAGCCCCCGCCAAGAUGCAGGGAUUACAAGCAGGCGUGAGCCACGACGAACUGUUGCUAUCUUGCCCAGGUUACUCUCAACUCCUGGGCUCAAGCCAUCCUCCUGCCUCAGCCCCCGCCAAGAUGCAGGGAUUACAAGCAGGCGUGAGCCACGACGAACUGUUGCUAUCUUGCCCAGGUUACUCUCAACUCCUGGGCUCAAGCCAUCCUCCUGCCUCAGCCCCCGCCAAGAUGCAGGGAUUACAAGCAGGCGUGAGCCACGACGAACUGUUGCUAUCUUGCCCAGGUUACUCUCAACUCCUGGGCUCAAGCCAUCCUCCUGCCUCAGCCCCCGCCAAGAUGCAGGGAUUACAAGCAGGCGUGAGCCACGACGAACUGUUGCUAUCUUGCCCAGGUUACUCUCAACUCCUGGGCUCAAGCCAUCCUCCUGCCUCAGCCCCCGCCAAGAUGCAGGGAUUACAAGCAGGCGUGAGCCACGACGAACUGUUGCUAUCUUGCCCAGGUUACUCUCAACUCCUGGGCUCAAGCCAUCCUCCUGCCUCAGCCCCCGCCAAGAUGCAGGGAUUACAAGCAGGCGUGAGCCACGACGAACUGUUGCUAUCUUGCCCAGGUUACUCUCAACUCCUGGGCUCAAGCCAUCCUCCUGCCUCAGCCCCCGCCAAGAUGCAGGGAUUACAAGCAGGCGUGAGCCACGACGAACUGUUGCUAUCUUGCCCAGGUUACUCUCAACUCCUGGGCUCAAGCCAUCCUCCUGCCUCAGCCCCCGCCAAGAUGCAGGGAUUACAAGCAGGCGUGAGCCACGGUACUCAGCCUAUUUCUCCUUUUAAUUCUGUCAUUAUUUGUGUUAUGUGUUUGGAAUAGUUGCUGAUACAUGUGCAUAUUUUAAUUAUGAUAUCUUCUUGGAGAUUUAUUUUUAUGAUAUAAUGUCCUUGUUUGUCUUUAUGACAGUUUUUUGCUUAAAUUCUAAUCAUCUAAUGUAAAUGUGACCCACUUUGUUCUAUUUUGGUUGCUAUUUAGGAUGAUUUGGUUACCAUAUAGAAUAUAAUUUUCCGUCUCUGCACUUUCAGUCCAUGUUUAUCCUUAAACAAACAGAAUUUAUUUGAUUUUAUAUUUUUAUUUUUUCAGGGACCUUGUGUCUGUUAUUGGAGAAUUUAACAUUGUUACAUAUAAGGUUAUUAUUUGCAGUUAAGGAGUUACUACUGCCGUUUUGUUAAUUGUAUUGUGUUUCUUUUGUAUUUCUUUUAUUUAUUUUAUUUCUUGCUAUCUUCCUUUUUGUCUAAUUAGUUUUUUUACUAAUAUGUUUUUAUUUCUUUUUCUUUUGUAUACAUUCUACGUGUAUUAUCUUUGUGAUUACUAUCCAGAUUACAUGAAACGUCUCAAUGUUAUAACAAUCUAGUUUAAUCUGAUGUUAUCUCCAGUAGCAUAUAAAAACUCGAGUCUUUUACUUGACUGUCUUUCCCAACACACAAGUUGUUCUUGAUGUUACAAAUUAGGCCUCUUUAUAUAAUGUAUUCUUUAACAUAUAUGUAAAAUAUUUUUGUAUAUUUUGUGUCAAAUUCUAUAAGGGAAUUAAAAUUACUUACCAACAUCACAAUAAUACAGGAUGCUAUAUUUCUCUAUAAAUUUGCUUUACAACAGAGCUUUAUAGUAUUGUAUGGCUUUUUUGGUACUCUCAUUUUUUAAUCUCAGAGGACUUUCUAGCAUUUCUUGAAGAACAAACUUAGUGGUCAUAAACUCCUUCAUAGUGGUCAUAAUAAAGGGUAUUCAAUUAGGGAAAGAAGAAGUAAAAUUGUCCCUGUUUGCAGAUGACAUGAUUGUAUAUCUAGAAAACCCCAUGGUCUCAGCCCAAAAUCUCCUUAAGCUGAUAAGCAACUUCAGCAAAGUCUCAGGAUACAAAAUCAAUGUACAAAAAUCACAAGCAUUCUUAUACACCAAUAACAGUCAAACAGAGAGCCAAAUCAUGAGUGAAUUCCCAUUCACAAUUGCUUCAGAGAGAAUAAAAUACUUAGGAAUCCAACUUACAAGGUGUGUGAAGGACCUCUUCAAGGAUAACUACAAACCACUGCUCAAUGAAAUAAAAGAGGACACAAACAAAUGGAAGAAUAUUCCAUGCUCAUCGAUAGGAAGAAUCAAUAUCGUGAAAAUGGCCAUACUGCCCAAGGUAAUUGAUAGAUUCAAUGCCAUCCCCAUCAAGCUACCAAUGACUUUCUUCACAGAAAUGGGAAAAAAUACUUUAAAGUUCAUAUGGAACCAAAAAAGGGCCCACAUCGCCAAGUCAAUCCUAAGCAAAAAGAACAAAGCUGGAGGCAUCACGUUACCUGACUUCAAACUAUACUCCAAGGCUACAGUAACCAAAACAGCAUGUUACUGGUACCAAAACAGAGAUACAGACCAAUGGAACAGAACAGAGCCCUCAGAAAUAAUGCUGCUUAUCUACAACUAUCUGAUCUUUGACAUACCUGACAAAAACAAGCAAUGGGGAAAGUAUUCCCUAUUUAAUAAAAGAUGUUGGGAAAACUGGCUAGCCACAUGUAGAAAGCUGAAACUGGGUACCUUCCUUACAUCUUAUAAAAAAAUUAAUUCAAGAUGGAUUAAAGACUUAAAUAUUAGAUCUAAAACCAUAAAAACCACAGUAGAAAACCUAGGCAAUACCAUUCAGGACAUAGGCAUCGGCAAGGACUUUAUGUGUAAAACACCAAAAGCAAUGGCAACAAAAGCCAAAAUUGACAAGUAGGUUCUAAUUAAACUAAAGAGCUUCUGCACAGCAAAAGAAACUACCAUCAGAGUGAACAGGCAACCUACAGAAUGGGGGAAAAAUUUUCCAAUCUACUCAUCUGACAAAGGGCUAAUAUCCAGAAUCUACAAUGAACUCAAACAAAUUUACAAGAAAACCCAAACAACCCCAUCAAAAAGUGGGCGAAGGAUGUGAACAGACACUUCUCAAAAGAAGACAUUUAUGCAGCCAAAAGACACAUGAAAAAAUGCUCAUCAACACUGGCCAUCAGAGACAUGCAAAUCAAAACCACAAUGAGAUACCAUCUCACACCUGUUAGAAUGGUGAUCAUUAAAAAGUCAGGAAACAACAGGUGCUGGAGAGGAUGUGGAGAAAUAGGAACACUUUUACACUGUUGGUGGGACUGUAAACUAGUUCAACCAUUGUAGAAGUCAGUGUGGCGAUUCCUCAGGGAUCUAGAACUAGAAAUACCGUUUGACCCAGCCAUCCCAUUACUGGGUAUAUACCCAAAGGACUACAAAACAUGCUGCUAUAAGGUCACAUGCACACAUAUGUUUAUUGCAGCACUAUUCACAAUAGCAAAGACUUGGAACCAACGCAAAUGUCCAACAAUGAUAGACUGGAUUAAGAAAAUGUGGCACAUAUACACCAUGGAAUACUAUGCAACCAUAAAAAGUGAUGAGUUCAUGUCCUUUGCAGGGAUUUGGAGGAAGCUGGAAACCAUCAUUCUCAGCAAACUAUCACAAAGACAAAAAACCAAACACCACAUGUUCUCACUCAUAGGUGGGAAUUGAGCAAUGAGAACACAUGGACACAGGAAGGGGAGCAUCACACACCAGGGCCUGUUGUGGGGUGGAGGGAUGGGGGAGGGACAGCAUUAGGAGAUAUUAAUGCUAAAUGAUGAGUUAAUGGGUGCAGCACAACAACAUGGCACGUGUAUACAUAUGUAACCAACCUGCGCGUUGUGCACAUGUACCCUAUAAAGUAUAAUAAAAAAAAGAAACAAGGAAAACAACUAAUAAAAACUCUAUACUGCCAUUAUUUUCAACUUUUUGUUGUUUCUCUUCAUUCCCUAUUUUACAGUCUAUGUCUUGGAAAUAUGUUGUAGUUUUUAUUGGUUUAUUGUUUACUCUUUCUAUUUGAGAUUUUUGCACCCCAUAAUUACCAUAUUAUAAUAUUCAGUGUUUUUACAUGUGCUAUUGCUAGUGAGUUCUGUACCUUCAGAUGAUUUCUUAUUGCUCAAUAACUUUUUUCUUUU
Messenger RNA from Gorilla gorilla gorilla (western lowland gorilla), 4754 nucleotides. RefSeq names its product enterin neuropeptides-like. The coding region runs from base 454 to 1623 and encodes 389 amino acids. Lineage: Eukaryota; Metazoa; Chordata; Mammalia; Primates; Hominidae. The transcript has 11 exons. The record is from RefSeq and is a predicted model, not a curated record.